AAAGCGAGCAACGCUUUAAUAGUGGGAUUGUAUUUUCGUCUGAUAGCUGUGGGUCUUUGUAACAAAAGUGGGAAUGUUUAAAGUCAGAUUUCUUAUGAGGUCAGGCAUCCUACAAAGUCCACUAGACCUGGUUCAGCCCUGGGGGUUACAGGAAGUUGUAGCUGCCAUGUUUAACUGCUUUGUUGUAGAUUCCUUGUAGGUUUCCUGCAGACUUUAGCCUGUGUUGCAAAGUGUUGCAAUGGAACCGAGCUGGAGUACGUUUUUAUUCCAACAAGCUAAUGAGGCUUUGCAUCACCAGCACCAAAUAGCUGGGAACAGCCUCUUGCCGUUGCUCGGUUCAGGAACAGAGCCACCUGAUCAGAAACCAGUGCUGCCCAUUCCCUUGGACCAAAAACCCCCUGUCAGUGCUGCUGAACUUCUUAAAGACAAUGUGGCGAGUGGGACUGGGGGUGGUGGUGGAGGACCUUCAGUUGCUAUCGUCAAAAAGGAACCUAAAUCAAAGACACCUUUCAUCUGUGGCUACUGCAGCAAGGCUUUCCGGGACAGCUACCACCUCCGGCGGCAUGAGUCUUGCCACACUGGCAUUAAGAUGGUUUCACGGCCUAAGAAGACACAGACAGCCCCUACCAUGGUGCCACUCAUAUCCACUGUACCACGUGAGAAUAGUGGAAACUCUUCCUACAUUACUACUGUAGCUGGUAGCCUGACUACAGCAACCACAUCUACAUCCACAGGCACUAGUAUCAUGACACCAAUGCAACACCAACAGCAGCAGAGCAUCCCUAAGAAGCACCCCAAACCGGUGAAAAAGAAUCACGGCUGUGACAUGUGCGGUAAGGCCUUCAGAGAUGUGUACCACCUUAACCGGCAUAAACUGUCGCACUCUGACGAGAAGCCCUUCGAGUGUCCCAUCUGCCAGCAGAGGUUCAAGAGGAAGGAUCGCAUGACAUAUCAUGUCCGCUCCCAUGAUGGUGGAGUCCACAAGCCUUACAUCUGCUCUGUCUGUGGAAAGGGCUUUUCUAGACCUGAUCACCUAAGCUGUCAUGUCAAGCAUGUCCAUUCUUCAGAGAGGCCAUUUAAGUGCCAAGUAACGGCCUGUACCUCUGCCUUCGCUACCAAAGACCGCCUGCGAUCCCACAUGAUUAGGCAUGAAGGAAAAGUGACCUGCAAUAUCUGUGGCAAAAUGCUCAGUGCUGCCUACAUUGCAAGUCACCUCAAGACACAUGGCCAGUCCAGUUUCAGUAGCCCAUGUAACAAUAAAGGCAUAAGUGACUGGCAGUGGAACCACUCAGGGCCACGAAAAGGUGAGUUGACGGUAGGAGAGAUUUUAAAUAACUCCUUCCAAGUCCUCAUUGACAACUCUCACAAAGAUGCCAAUAAUGUCCACAACAACAACAACAACAACUCGGCCAGUACGACACCAGUCACCAACUCAGCAGCCAUCACCACGGCUGUAAACCGUGGCGGCAGUGCAAGCAAUCCUGUCACCAUUGCUACUCAGAUGAACAUUGCCACCAGCACAGUGAACAUCACGUCGCCAGUCAACCUGCAGCACCCUGUCACCAUCACUGGCCCUGUGAACCUGGCCUCCGUUAACAUCCCUACAACGGCACACAUGAAUAUUGCUCACCCAGUGGCUAUCACCACUCCCAUGCAAAUGAAUAUCACCGGGCUAGCCAUGCGGCCCAUGGAGAGCAUGCCAUUUCUAUCCCAAGUCCUGCCUUCCUCCCCUCCUUGGUAGAUCUGUUUCAGCCCUUAAUGUUUUAACUGAUAGUGUUUUAACUGCCUAAUAAUGAAAGACCCUGUCAAAUCUAAAUGGUUUGAUGGUGCAUUAAACUGAUAACUAAUGUUGUGUCCCACAUGGUUGGUACUUGCACAAGUCAUUAGAAGGCAUAAUUUGUCAAAUGUAAAUCUUAAUUGUAUGUACAGGAAAAAAAAUGUUUCAAAUACUUUUUAUCAUGAUGGAAAAUUAUUUGGAUUACACUCAGUCCUUGUAGAUUAUUGGCCUACAUAGCAUGGGGGAGAAUCAGUCAAAUCACCAUAGAUUAAACUCCUCUAUAAUGGGAUGAUAUGGAUGAUAGUUCAAAUAUUGCGAUAUGGAAAAUAUCUGGAAAAUGAAUUGAGAACAAUUUUAUUGAUACCAGAUGGACGUUUCUGUUUUUUGGUAUCACGGUGAAUUAAUUAUGUGGCAAAUGAUUAAUUAUCUGACAAAUUAAGGUACUUCAUCACAUUGAUGCAAAUAUCAAAUAUCACAGUGAAGCAGUCCUGUUCAUGGAUUUGCCCACACUGGCCUAAUAUGCCAACGGGGAGAGAUACUUCACUGUGACCCAUAUGGCAAAAUUUAUGACUGAUAACAGAUGAUUAUUGCAUGCAUCUAUCAUUUCAUUCAACCCACAGCUAUGACUGGUUCCACACUUAGUCUCAAAUAUGAACCAGUUAGGUUUGACAAAAAAAUAAUUCAUCAUGUGAUGUCAUUUACAAUUUUUUUUCCUACAACUGUCUGUCAAGGGCAUUGCAGAGUCUUGAUCAGUAGAUGAAGGUUGCUCAGUUCUUGAGCUGUCGACCAGUGAUGUAACGUAACUAGGAACGUAACCACUGUAUCUGGUCAAAGAUGGUCUUUCGUGCCAGAUGUGGUUGACCUCCAAUCUUCCAGUUUAGACCUUGAUGUAUAUUUAAAGAUUGCCUAAAUGAUGAAACAGGUACCACAUCAGAUAACUUCUGUCACAUGUUAAUAUGAGGUGACCCCAUGACAUGGCUAUUGGUGGAUAUUUGCAAUGUGGUCUACCAUUUUAUGCCAAAGAUUUUGUAAGUGUAGUGUCCCCCCCAGUGCCAUGUUUUCAAGGUUAAUGGGAGAGACCCUUUUUAAUAGUAUCAUGAUUACUAAAUUCUCUUUUGAAAUGCAAGCCUCCCACCCCUUAUGACUCCUUUGGACUGCCACUUCUGGAACUGGUAAUGAUUUUAGUGGUACUAAUUUUUUUCAUUAGAAGUCAAUAUGUUACUUAAGUUGAGAUGUUGCAUCAUUCCCAAUUCCCAUUAUUUUGCAAUAAUAAUUUUAAAAUGUGGUUGAGUAUAUUAAUGUUAAAUUACAUUGUCAGAUUCAUUACAUACAAGCAAACCAGUAUUUUCUUCCACUUGACUUGGUUUAAAAUUAUUGGGCAGUUACAACAAUAUCAGCUGUUCACCCACGUCAUGCUUGUCUCUUUUCCAAACAAUACUUGGUUCUACUAUGACAGGUAGUUGAGGAUAAGUCAGUCCUUGGAGCUGUGUUGGCAGCUAUGGCGAGGCAAACCCUUUUAUAGGCCUUUUCCUGAAUUCUAUAAUUUCUGUUUUGCCAUUGAAGGAUAAUGUAGUUAUUAAAAUUAUUUUCUCAUCUGGGCAUCUGACUCCAAACAUGGCUAAUGCAUGACACUUUACCUUAGGUAUUGUUUAAUAAUUCCUUUAAUGGGAGUGUAUUGCCGGAGGUGUUCUAAAUUCUUCCUCUUCUGGCAAAUUUAAUUUCAUUUUCUUUUUUUUCCGUUGUUACUUUAGUGGACGUAUCAGUAUUUGAUAGUUUAUGAAUUUUAAAGUUUAAUUACAAGCGAAUCUUCCAUUUUGGAGGAGGGUGUGUUUAAGUAUUUCACAGAUGGUUUGAAGACUGUUGAGAUCAACUCUCCCCAUGUCUGCAUUUUAAAACCAGUCACUCACUACUGUGGAAAACUCUACACAAGUUUGUAUGUAUUUAUAUCAGGACAUGACACUUGGACAAACAGCAAAACAGAUAUGUCUCAUACUGAACACGUCUCUUUUGCCUGUAAUAUGGCAGUAUUAUUAAAGGUCAGAUGAUUUAAAAUUUUCAUUACUGAGGACUUUUUAACUGUAAGAGCCACCCAGCAAUCAUUGGACUCUGUGCUACGAAAGGAGUCCCAAAGUGAACUUAAAUGGUUAGAUUGUUAACUGUAGCAGGUAUAGGAUACCAUCAUUGUCUGUCAUACUCAGGAAUGUUACUGAGAAUAUUCUUUUAACACCAUAUUUAACGAUUUCCACUCUGGCCAUUUCUUUGUAAAUAUGAAACCUUGUUUUAUUGCCUUUCACCUGUGCCAGAGAGAAUCUCUCUGUUUACCACAGGCUACCAAUGCAAGAACUGUAUCACUGCUGAUGUGACUGUCCAUCAAGGAGAGGACAGAGAAAUGAGCAGAGACCAAUUCAAGGAGAAAACUGUAGUUACUUUGUUUUUAUUAUGAACAAAUUCCAUAAAAUGCUAAAAGCCAACAGUUUAUCCUAAAGAAGUAUGACUUCAUAUGCUACCAGUAUGCCGUUGAAUUGGCUGAAAUGAUGCCUUAGUGUAGUCAGAUUGUCAAAGGCAAGGCAGUGAAAAUACAGACAACACAAAAUAGGUUUUCGGUGCUUGUCAUGGAUUCAUAGAGUCGGACAGGAUCAACACUCAACAUGUACAUCCAGUGAGUAAAACUGUCCCUACAACAGCCCCACAUCUAUUACUGUGUAGGUAUUCACACAUGUUGCAUAAGUGAGUGGACAUAACAAUUCCAUUUUUAUACAUACUUUCAGUAGGAAGUCAUUGUUGACAAUGGGUGUUUUUGACUGAAAUAACUGAACUUUUUUUUCAUCUCAGAGUUUCAACUCUGGGCCAGCAUACAAGACUCAUUGAAAUGUCAGACAGCACUUGCUCUAUGAACUUAAGAGACAUUGCAUGGCUGUUACAAAGAUCACCAAUCUUGUCAGUGUGUGUUGCAGAUGUCUUGUAUUAUCUAAGAAAAAAAUCAUCAAGACACAGUGUGUUGCAUUCUUGCUGGUUCUACCUGCUGAAAUGUAGCUGUCUGGUUCAGAGAAUCCUGGCUCUUGAUCAGGUAUGAAAUCUCGAUCUUGAUUUCAUUUGUAACCCACAAUGGUCUCACUUGGGUGUGGCGCAAACAGGCAUAUGACAUAGGAUUUUGCUGAGGGACACUUUUAUGCCAGAGACAACCAUGACAUCAUAGCAGAGGAAGGCCAUUUAUGUCUGAAAGCACAGGGGUGCAGAGAGAAAAUGGUGCAGCUCAUGUUAGCUGAAAUCAUGAACAGGCAGCCACAGUCUUCUAUGUCAGUCUUAUUUUAUAGUUUUACAUGAUGUUGAAUGCAGUAACAGUAGAAAGGACCAUCUACCUCCAACCUUUGGGUGCUGAUGUUUGCAUGAUCAAUUUUGUCACUAUGUCUGUAUGUGUGGCAGCUCUCAUCAGGGCCAGAGAUAAACAGGCAUUUGAUUGCCAUUGUUUCCGUUUAUCUCUAACAAACAAGAUUGUAUGACAUGUACAUCGACCAUGUCUAAUGAUGAAAGUAUUUAUACCCUAUUCUGAUAGUCUACCAUCGUAACUUCUUCCUCACUUCAACCUGUAGCCUGAUUGAGCUCAGUGAACUCUUUUUUAUGUCUUUGUAUUCUCCAUGUUAAGAAUUUUAGCAUGGAGAUAACUGCCCACAAAUCCUCAGUCUCUGUGAAGAUAUUCAAGGUGAUGCAUUUUGUUGAUCCCACCUCUGAGAAAGGUACAGAACCCUGCCAACUGAAGGUUGUGCACACUACAGAGGACUGGCAGUUAGGAGGCAAUCAAUGAGACUAAUUGUAUGCAUGCCAACACUGCACCAAAGGAAAUGUCCUAAUGUGGAAAAGGUGUUGUGACCUUGGAAAUAGAUUGGAUUUUCCUUUUUUUAAAUUUAUCCUUUAUUGUUUUUUUCCAGUGUUGCAUGUGGGUGACUGAGUUUGUCCAGUUUGAGUAUGGAAGGUUAGUGAUUUUUUUUUAUGAAAACAAAACACUAAAAUGCGAUGAAAGAAGGUGUGUAGUGUCAUUUGUCCUUCAGUGGCUGUAAACAAGUGUGCCUGUAAUCCUCUGCAAGAUCUUUCCACACACUAAUGCAUCUUUCUCUACAUGUAGUGUGUGGCUAAGGGCCCCACAGGACUGGCAGCCCAGCCAUGUUGUGGCUAGUUUGCAUUUUACACCUUCUGAUUGUAAAGGUAUUUUAUUCUACAUCAGGAACAACCUGGAACUGAGAUCAUUUAAGUCAAGUCCAUGUAAAUGUAUCAGUCACAUGGUUAAUUUUUUUUAUAUACUUUUUUUUUUUUUAAUUUCACUCCAACCUAAUGUGAAAAGCAAACCAAUUAUUUGGCCAAAUAAUGAUUUGGAAGGUAAUUUAUGUAUUAUGUUUUUUAUUUUUAUUUUUUCUGUGAGGUUUGUAUGAUGAAUUUGGCAUGAUGUGAAGGCAAAUGAAUGUAUAUCUUUGUACAAAACAUUUAGUUCAGAUGACAUGUUAGUUAUGACAAACAUAAAAGAAAAAACAACUUUUAUAAAUCUUUUUGUAUUAGAACAUUAACAGCGGUAAUUUUUGUAUAUACUAGGCUUUCUGAUUAGCAGAAAGGUAAAACAUUCCUACAUUUUUUUUAAAUGUAUGUCCAUUGAGAAUUAUGAUGGAAACAUAUGCGCAAUGUUUUAUGUGCCUUUUAUUUGGGUUUGUCUAAAUAAAAGAAAAAAAUAAAAAUUAUUGUGGACUGUCCAUGUUGAGUUCCACAGAGAAAAGUCAAUACUGUCUGUCUCAGCUAAAUCUCCGGACUGACCUCACUGUACUGAAGAUGCUCUACUAGAUCAGGAGCUCCUUUCUGGUCCUAAUUGCUUUUCCUAGCAUUAGUUAAGGUUUAGGGUGUUUAUACUGUAACAAAGUCCCCAGCCUGUGUGGGUGUUUCUGAUCUUCAGCCUCCUCAGUGUCUUCACUGGCUCUCUGGUUCACAGCUGGCCUCCAGAUUUAAGUGCCUCUGUGACAUUGCUUUUUGGAAUGGAUUGUGGUGGAUUUGUGCCAAAUAAUGGUCUGUAUAUGACAACAAAAGCAUUUCUGUGUUUUUUUUUUUGUUCUUUAAACUAUUAAACUUGAAAAAAAUGUGA
Scatophagus argus is the source of this 6896-nucleotide messenger RNA. Its product is annotated as vascular endothelial zinc finger 1-like. Gene Ontology annotation, biological process: regulation of transcription by RNA polymerase II. The coding region runs from base 239 to 1741 and encodes 500 amino acids. The transcript has 7 exons. Gene Ontology annotation, molecular function: DNA-binding transcription factor activity; RNA polymerase II cis-regulatory region sequence-specific DNA binding. The record is from RefSeq and is a predicted model, not a curated record. Lineage: Eukaryota; Metazoa; Chordata; Actinopteri; Scatophagidae.